AUGGAGCGCAGCCGUGGCGUCCCCGAUUCGGAGCUGUUCCUGAGCAAGCCCGCGCCAGAAGACUGCGACAGCCCGACGGUCGAGCCGUUGCGCAUCUUCAAGCCUCAGAGCCCCGAGCCUUAUUCUCGCGUGUCCUCGACCUCCUCCAACAGACCGACCUUCCCGCUGCCUCCGGGUGCGUCGAGCUCUGCGGCGCCCUUGCCGUUCCCAGAUGACGACGACAUUCACAAGCCGAUUGUUCCAAAGCCGACUGCCCCCAAGCCCUACGGCUCUGCCUACAACGACCCUUCCUACAACGAUACGAGCCCGAGACUGGACACCAAUGUCGGCGCCGAGAAGAAGCCUGGUCUGGCCGAGAGGCGAGGUGCAGCGCCCAAGCCCAUCCACUCUCCCUCCAGCCCUGAUACCGACUAUGGCCUCUUUGCGAAACCGUUGCAGGACAAGCCUGCCGCCUCAACGACAAACUACCCGACCUACCAGAAGACGUACUACCCGCCGCCGGGAGCAGCUUCGUCCGGACCAUCGGGCAGCGCUUCAGCGCAGCCUCAGCAAUACCAGCAGCCGCAGCACUACCAGCAGCCUCAGCCCCAUGCGCCGCAGCAGCCUCCCAAGGUCCCCCAGGCGGACCAUCUGGCUGCCGCUGAUUCCGGUGUCAAUCGUUUCGCUUCUACGGCAUCCAACUCGACUACCAGAGCCAGCCGGGGCUCGCCUCCGCCCCCGGAGACUCCCAUCGUAGGACCCGGAAGCGUGCCAGGAGGCGGCAUCGAGGCCCGGUAUGCGGCGUCGGGCAUCUCGGGCACGGCAACCCUCACCAGCCUCCAAACCGCCCAGGUUCAGAGUGCCGCGGCCGCGCAAAGGCUGGCACAUUACAACAACCAGCAGCCCCAACCCCAGCGACCCUGGACGCCUACAGAGUCUCCCGAUCAGGCCCCGUCGGGUCCUCCAACUGUAUACCAGGGCAUGAACCCCGUUUCUUCUCCCCAGCCGCAGCACCCAGUCAGCAGCCCUCCUCCUCAGCAACACCCAGCUCAGAACCAGGGCAACGCUCCGCCUCAAGUCAGUGUCCUGGAGCAAGAUUUCCAGCGCAUGUCCACCAGCUCUCCUCCGCCAGCUUACUCGAGUGUAAACCCCAGCGGGAGAUCGUCCUAUCCUAAUGAGAAACAGCGGCCACAGCAAGCCAACCAAACGCCCGGCCCCUCUGCUAUCCCAGCCGGUGUUCCGUUCCAAGCUUCUGCGUCCGCUUCCGCGCCGCCAGUCAAAGAUACUGUAGUGGCCGCGGCUACGGCGGCAGCCACUGCUGCUGCUGCUGCCGGCCUCAGCUCUGCGGCUCCCCAUAACCAGGGCCAUCCUGCGUUUGCAAACGAUCCCAGACCCGAGCCAGUCAUUCAGCAUACUCAGGUUAUUUCUGUGCCUCCGAAUCUCGCAGCGGCCGGGCCGGCCUCGCCUCCGCCUUUGCCUGAAGGAUGGAUUGCCCAUCUCGAUCAGAACUCAGGUCAGUACUAUUAUAUCCAUCUGGCGACGCAGGCGACCCAGUGGGAGUUUCCCAAGGGCCCCAAUCCCAUCCAGCAUGAGCAAGCCCCCCUUUCGCCAACAGCGUCGACAUACGGAAACCCACUGGCUUCCCCUAUGUUUGGCAAGACGCCCAUGGCGUCUCCCAUGUUUCCUCCGCACACGCCCGGAUACGCUGAAAGCAUCAUGAGCGUU
This is a messenger RNA of Trichoderma citrinoviride, 1704 nucleotides long. RefSeq lists its product as hypothetical. The record is from RefSeq and is a predicted model, not a curated record. Gene Ontology annotation, molecular function: protein binding. The annotation marks the transcript as partial. NCBI's taxonomy places the organism in Eukaryota, Fungi, Ascomycota, Sordariomycetes, Hypocreales, Hypocreaceae. The transcript has a single exon.